UCUUGCAGCUCUGGAAGGAAGUUGCCUCCACUUCAAAGAUGGUUGUGUAGCGGCAGCUGGCAACUGCACCAGUUGAAGCGGGAGGAGGCUGAGAAGAGUUGGGACAGCGGGACUGAGCGGGCCGGGCACAUUGGUCACGUUUAAGGUGUGCGGUGUGCGGCUCCUGAAGACACGGGCAGUAGUACCGGAGGCUGGCCCAGUGAAAAAGACAAUCGCUGCCUCCAGGAGAGCGACACUUCAGUAGCUGGCACCAUGAGCGUCCCCAGCAGGAGUAAGAGGAUUAGUGUGGUGGAGGCGCUGCUUCUCCUGAUUGUGCUAGUCAGAGGCGUAGCGGAAGCAGUGUGGUCGUACGAACACCCAGAGACUUGGGAGGACCGGUGUCAAGGAGUUACUCAGUCACCGCUCAACUUCACCGACGUUUCUCCUUUCUCCCCACCACCCUUCGUGUUCGAGAACUAUGGGCUUGUUAACAUUUCACUGGAAAACAACGGCCACGCCCUUAAUGUGAAGUUAGAUCCGCCGCCCAUCCAUCGGCCGCGUGUGUCAGGCGGGGGGCUGAAGGGAAAGUACGUGUUGGAUGCCUUCCAUUUCCAUUGGGGAAAGCGGCAUGACCUGGGAUCAGAGCACCUACUGAUGGGAUGCGCCUUCUCAGGGGAGAUGCAUUUCGUCCACUACAAGGAGGAGUAUGGCACGGUAAAAGAGGCUCUCAAUCAUCCCGACGGACUGGCAGUGCUCGGAGUAUGGCUGAGGGAAUCUUGGAGUGAUCCAGAAUCUAUCUCCGAAGUGCUAGCGGCACGUGCCGACAAACAUCUUGCCGGGGCUGUGGGUUGGCGCGGCGAGGAGGCUUACCGCUACUCUGUGGAGGAGCACGCCGCAGCCGCGUACUACUGGCUCACCAACCUGUCGCCCUCCUCCGCCACCGUGCAGGACGCUCAUGUCCACGUACAUCUCCGUCAGCUCCUGCCAUUCGAUGACUCUAUUUUCUACAGGUACGAAGGAUCACUGACCACGCCGCCUUGUACAGAAAACGUGAUGUGGACAGUAUUCCAAGAGUCCAUAGUGCUUCCCCGCCCCCUCCUGCAGGGCCUGAGGAAGCUCACUACUCCUGUCCCGCCGGAGGAGAUUGAACACAACCUUGCCGACCACGAUACUAUUCACAGCCUGUCCAACAACUUCCGGCCCACGCAGUCACUAGGAAAUAGGACUUUAUACUUCAGUGGGAACGAGGCGGAGCGGGCCACCACGUGCUCCAUCCCACAGAGGAGUCGUACUACUUGUCUGGAUUUCCCGGAUGUGGUGAUAUCGGAGGCAGCUGUGGAAGAGGAGGUCUGUCACCGCACCCCCUUGGAUCUCCACCUAAGGGACGCGGAGGUGGUGGUCUCGCCGGCACUUUCCUGGAAGCGUUUGGGCACCUGUCGUACCGUCAGCGUUGUUAACGACGGGCGUAUUGUCAGGGUGAGAUACUCGACAAGAGCACCUCAGUGGCAGCUGACAGGCAGCAACCUGACAGUAACGUAUUACCUCGGGGAGAUAGUGCUGCGUCUCGGUUCCAAGCACCUUCUUGGCGGUCUCAGUUUCCCCUUGGAGGCGCAGCUGAUCCACUACAACUCCAUGUACAGUAACUUACAAGAGGCGCUGAGCCAACCCGACGGAGUGGUUGUGGUAGUCAAGUUCUUCCAAGAGCCAGUAUCUUCUUGGGAUGGUUCGUGGUCAAAGCAUCUCUACAACGGUCACAACAAAAUCCUUCAUAAUAUUUUCGAGGCAUUGGAGGGAGAAGAGGAGGGAGAAGACGUUAGAGCAAAGUCACCCGAUGUAAGACAUCUUUUGGAUUCCACGUCAUCUUUCUACGAGUAUUACGGUCCUGUCCCCGGCGCCCAAUGCAAUACUUCCAUCACCUGGGUCAUCCUACGCAAGCCCAGCACCGUGUCUCGUGAGCAACUGGCGCAUAUGGAGGAAAUGCUGGGGCCUCACACCGCACCGGCCGAUCAGCCCGUGGUGCCCUCUCCUCUCCUCCUCAGGGUCAACAGUCCUCAUUUGGCUACAGAGUACAAAUCAAUCCUGGAAUUAGCAAAAUCGAAACCGCACGUUGCCGCGUCUUCCAUCCACAAAUCGGAAGCUGCUCCCCAAUCACUACUAUCCGAGGAAAAUAGCGGCUGCACAUUGAACUCUCACCCGCUUCUGCUAACCAUGCCGCUUCUGGCGAUGGCCGGGCGCCGCGGGUGAGCUGUGAGCACGUGACCACCCACCUCAACCAAAGGUGACUGCCGCCAAGCUUUAGGAACGAGGGAUGCAGCACGAGGAACGGGAAGCCGGUGACACUGGCGGUGGGUGCUGCAGUCUAGAACCAUUGUAUAUAUAGAUUUUCAUUGUGUGAUCAUGUAAAUUAUCUCCAUAGUAAAUCAAUAUUCUUU
Molecule: messenger RNA, 2411 nt
Organism: Portunus trituberculatus (swimming crab)
Lineage: Eukaryota; Metazoa; Arthropoda; Malacostraca; Decapoda; Portunidae
Exons: 12
Coding region: 253-2223 (656 amino acids)
Molecular function (GO): carbonate dehydratase activity; zinc ion binding
Source: RefSeq, a predicted model, not a curated record